GCGGUUGCGUGGGAGCUGCUUCCUGGUUGGCAGCAGGAAGAUGGCGGUGGCGGGCGGAGGGGACGGUAGUUUGCAUUCCCCCGAGCCGUGGCCGGACCUGCUGUCACGCCUCACCUGCCCCGUGUGCCUUGAGGUGUUCGAGAGUCCCGUUCGGGUGCCCUGCGGACACGUGUUCUGCACACCGUGUCUGCAGGAGUGCCUGAAGCCGAAGAAGCCCGUGUGUGGUGUGUGCCGCGGCGUGCUAACAGCCGGCAGCAGGGCGCUGGACCUGGAGCAGCUGAUAGAGAGCACUGAGACUGCCUGCAGUGGCUGCGGCAAGAAGAUGUUCCUCUCAAAGAUGCGCAGCCAUGCAGCCUCCUGUUCAAAGUACCAGAAUUACAUAAUGGAGGGUGUGAAAGCUGUAACUAAAGAACCAGUUCACAACGCCAGGAACUUCCCAAAUCGCUUUACCUUUCCUUGUCCAUACUGCAGUGAGAAAAACUUUGAUCAAGAAGGACUAGUUGAACACUGCAAAACAUUGCACAGCAUGGAUGCAAGACAAGUGGUUUGCCCAAUUUGUGCCUCAAUGCCAUGGGGAGAUCCAAAUUACAGGAGUGCUAACUUCAUGGAGCACCUUCAAAGACGACACCGGUUUUCAUAUGAUACUUUUGUGGAUUAUGAUGCUGAUGAAGAUGAUACGAUGGCACAGGUUUUGAUGCGUUCUUUGCGGGAUAAAUAAAAUGAAAAAAAGUGAAAGACAAACUGUCAAACUAAGCUUCCAUGGGGAGGAAGUGCCCAGCAUCCUUGCACUUCUCCCUGUACAUCCCAAGAUGAGCUCAGGCAUCCAGAAAUAUGGAAGACUUUUUAAUCUGUCUUGGUUUCAAAUCCCUGUUUGAUAUGUCUGUAUCAUUGGGUCUUCUGUUAACCACAUAAGUUUGAUUUUCUUAUUUGCUUCACACAAAGCUUAAUUGUAGGUCAGCAUGGAGGAGACUAUUUUUUUCCCUUCACCCAAGCUUGUUUUCUGAUGAGUUAUUUUUUCCAGUUGUGUUCAUUUGACUCUAAAAGCAGAAAUAUUCCAGACUGAAUGGUCUGAACUAGUUGGUAAAAUUCACCUCCUAAUCUUGUUUACAUUUCGUAAGUGAUAGUGUAAGAGGUGUAUUUGUAUCUAUUUUUCUUAAGUGAGACCUCUAGGUGCUAACUGUAACUGUCAGAUCAGUUGAAGUGGCCUCUGCCUGUGAUUUCAUGUUUAGCAGUAUUUGAACUCUUACAGGUGUUCUCUUAUUUACAUGGAAAACAAGUUCUUAGUAUGAGUCUUCAAACUACAAUCUUCCUUAGCAAAUGUUUGCAGCUAUGUAAGAAACUAGUUCAAAAUAUUUUAGUUCUACACCUGAUUAUUAUUUUGUUCCACACUUUGACCAUAAUUUAAGCCUGGAAAAUAAAACUUUCAUGUUAUUUCAACUGCUAUAGCAAAUGUUAAUCAUAUCUGCUGGCUUUGUGAUUCAAUUAGUGUUUUUAGAAAUUGGUUUUCUAGGUUUCUUAAGCAUUAUGCUCACAAGAGAAAAAUUUUCAAUACCUCCGCCUUAUAUGAAAAUUUUUGUUUAAAUAUAUGUAUUUGUAGUUGUUCCAUCCCUCAAGGCAAACUGGAAGCAAAACUUAGAUUCCAUGGCACUUGCACAGCUCUACCUUUCUGCAUUACACAUUUUAAGAAGCAUUUUGAAUUUUUAUUCUUCAUUUAAAUGUUGCUAAAGCUGUGCUUAGAUUGUGUUUUCCAUGCAUUGUAUAUAUAGCAUGCAGGUAUAACUUUCAAAGAAAAAGUAAAAUAUAAACAAGAAAUCAGGAUGACUGUUCUCUUAAAUGGAAAAUGGAUACUUGACAUUCAAUUAUACACUUUCACUAUAGAGCUUCCUUUUAACACUUUAACUGCACAGUCAUGAUGCUGAGAUCUAGCAAUCUGAGACACCUGAACAGAAUCUGUAAACCAAAGUAGUAUUGAUGUCUUGUGUAAUUUAACUUGGCAUACUUAAUUGGAGCGGUGGACCUGUACGUCCGCAGAAUUGAGUACUAAUUAAUUUAUUUGACAAAUAAUAUUUUCAUACUUUGCAUAGCCUUACCUUUAUUAAAUGUACCCCAGCUAAAAGCUCUUGAUUAAACUUUGUGUUCAGCAAGACCUCUAACAUACUUAGCUUGUUUUUAGUAUGUUUUCCCAAACUCAGAACAGGCUUCGUAUAGACUCAGCCUUAAGUAUCUGCUUGGUGAACAGAAUUUCAGUCUUAGCAAAAAUACUCGUGGCACUGUGGGAAAAAGUACUUUGUUUUGGAGUUGGUUGUUUCGAAUGCUUGAUCUGUGAAAAGAUAACCAUGUUGGUUGUUGAGUGGAGAUUUCUAGGUUCUGGCUAGCAUGGAGUUUUGUGGUGCAAAUUGACCUAAAUCUAGAUUUCUGCUGCUAUUUGAAGUGCACUUCCAUGCAAUUUAGAUUAAAUGUUUAAGGAGCAGCUAGGAGCUUCUGAGCAAUUACUUUGUCAUAUUUUUUUUAAUUUUGAAGGCAAGUUAUAAAUAAAGUUCAUUUAAUUUAUAAAA
Gallus gallus (chicken) is the source of this 2555-nucleotide messenger RNA. It is a transcript of the gene RNF114, whose product is annotated as ring finger protein 114. Lineage: Eukaryota; Metazoa; Chordata; Aves; Galliformes; Phasianidae. Gene Ontology annotation, biological process: ubiquitin-dependent protein catabolic process; protein polyubiquitination. Gene Ontology annotation, molecular function: ubiquitin protein ligase activity. The transcript is spliced from 6 exons. The coding region runs from base 41 to 718 and encodes 225 amino acids. The record is from RefSeq and is marked provisional.